Dicrocoelium dendriticum is the source of this 3879-nucleotide messenger RNA. Lineage: Eukaryota; Metazoa; Platyhelminthes; Trematoda; Plagiorchiida; Dicrocoeliidae. The record is from the annotation of a GenBank genome assembly.
GUUUUACACGAUGUCCGGGAGAAACCGGUUGUUUUGAAAUUGUUUGAUUGGGUGUUUUUCGCUUCGUUUAAUCACUGUUGUAUUCGAUGCCCCACAAUCCGGGCGAUAGAGUGUUUGCAAAAAUCAAAGGAUUCUCAAAUUGGCCUGCUCGGGUAGAUUUUGACAUGCACAAACUAAUCAUUUAGAUCAACCCAUUACCCCCGGAUGUCCAGAUACCUAAAGGGAAGUUACCAGUCUUUUUCUACGGAACCUACCAAGUGUAAGUUUUUUCACUUUCUUUAUUCCGGCGCAGUUCUUUUGUGCCAAUGAAAAACGUUGUUUCAUACGAAGAGUUCAAGGAUAAGUGGGGGAAACCGAAACCUAAUCCGCAAUUUAUGACUGCUAUUGAGGAAAUCGAAACCAACCCGGGGAUAUUUAUGCUCGGGGAGGUAUUUUUUCUCGAUUAAUACUUCUGAUACUCACCAGGAUCCUCGCGCGGAAUCAUUUCUGCUCCAAUUUUAUAAGUUCAAAGUUGGCAGUUGCUCGACUUCCAAUCAGCCAUCAACUCGGGUGAAGUCGCAAGAAAUUCAUCCCGAAAAUACUCCAGAUGCCUCACCCUCUUCUCGUCACUCAGAUGACGGAAAGAAUGCAGUGUCCCAUCUCUGGCGAAACCACACCAAGUUAAAACGAAAGAACGCCAGUGAGUCCUUAAGUGAAACAUCCAGCGAGCUCAGUUCCGUCACAUCCAAGCGUGAUGGUAGCGAAGAAAUCCGCGAUAUUUCUGAUGAAUAUGACAAUAUGAGUGAAACAUUGAUCAAUGACUCUUCAGCUACUGUGGCAGCUAUGGAUGCUUCAGCGUCGGAUGGUGCUGAAGGUCUCUCCAUAGCCACCAUUCCCCAGGACUCCAAUCGUAUCAUUGAGUCUGAUCCGCAUGUAGAUUCCAAGUUAGCUCGGAAACUGCAGAAGAAAGCGAUGAAAAAGGCAAUGAAAAAGGCUGCGAAGCGCGAGGCCAAACGACUAGCAAAGGAGGCCGAACGAGCUGAGCGUCGUGCUCGACGUGAGGCCAAACGAGAGUUGAAGCGACUUCAUCGGUUGGAGAAGCAACGUAUGUUACAAGAACAACAGCUUGGAUUGAUCAUGGAUGAAGCUCAGCAUUCCUCCCCCAUGGAUUCUUGGGUUGAUCGCCCGCAUCUGGACCCAGUCUUCAUUUCCGCUAGCCGUCACACCUCUCCUGCUACUGAGUCUCCAUAUGACGCUCUGAUAGCGGCUGAGUUCGGUAGUGGUGACUGGAGUUCGAUGAUAGAUAGAUCCACAAGUCCGUUAAAAUUGGAUGAUUACGAGAAACCUGAUCUAUCUGUGGAUUUGAUAACUGAAAAGACUGCCCCCCACACCCCGAAUGACGCCGAAGAAUCGAUAUUCCAAAACGCCUGGUCCUCCGCUUCUCCUGCUUCCCCCCCAUUGUCACCUAACCUCAGCCCCACCUCCGAUCUUAAGCGAACUCUAGGUCAAUCACCAGAUGUUUCGAAGGUCGAUUACUCCGAGGACCUAGUGUCUAAAGCAGAGAGCGAAUCGGAGGAACUCUUUCCUAAAAAGCGAGUUAAGGUUGAACCGCAGCAUUCUCCUGUGCUUCCAGUAAAUCAGACUCCCGCUGAUACCACUCAUCCGGAUCAUGUUCGAAACUCUGCACCCGAAUCGAGGACCAAGCAGAAGAAGAAUAUAGGUUCGAAGACAAGGAGUAGGCACUCGCAUGGCACUUCGCAGAACGGAACCACAGUUUAUAAAGGAAUGGCCACUCGUCGCCGCCGUCUCAUUGACAGUAGUGAUGACAGCGACUCUACGGUCGGAUGGACUGAACCCCCCGAGCCCAAAACGCAUAAUCGUCUACGAGAUCAUACUGUUUCUGUUCCUCCGACUGAAGAGCCUGUUGUAGAUCUGCCUCCACUCACCAACUCAAGGUCCGACCACCGCGGUAGCGCUGUCCAAGCCGAAACUGCCGUCAGAAGAAGACAAAAAUCCAUUAAGAGCGACACAUUAGAAUCCCAGGCGAAAUCCACAACUCCCGUUUCGCUGGCUAACGACGCGCCAGGGGAUACGAAAGAGCCGCAGCCUCCCGAAGCUCCUCAUCUUCCCACCUCUCCUGAUCCCACUGACGUGGUCACUCAGCUCCACCAUCUAUGCAGAGACCUGAAAGCUAGUUUGAUUCGAGGUCAUGAAAAUUUCUCACUAGCUGUCCAGCAUCUCACUCGGCUUUCAACAAUUCCCGUGCGGCUUCCGCAAUUGGCACAAGCCUGGGAUCUGAUGGACUGUAUCAAGAAGUGCCGACGUUACAAACUGUCCGCAGAGGUUCGCGAGGCAGCUCAAGGAACUUUGCGAAUCUUUCAAGCCAUCCAGAGCAGCGCUACCAAGGAAGAACUCGCUCUCGCUCAAUCCCUGCUUGCCGCUCACCUCAGCCGUCCUGUUACCGCUCAGACCGAACGAGCAAACAAAGACGCCGCUCCGUCCAGUAACUCUUCGUCAUCCCGAGACCAAAUCGACCUGACCUUGCCAGCGUCCACCACUAAAUCCACUCCGCCUACAUCUGUUGUACAGACUUUUCCUACCACUAGCGCCACCUCAGACACCACUUUUACUUCUUUGCAACUUUCUCCCCCGAACCUAGAGGCGAAGUCGAACAGUCUAAACGCCGACCUAGCAGCCAAAGUGGAUGAUAUGCUGUCUCUGAUUCGUGCGACCGAUCAGCGCAUGGCGGCGGCAGCGUUUUCCAAUCCCAGACCGCCCAAUAAACCACAACUGACAUCCAGCCUUUCUACUGAAUCGCUCCCUGGAAUUUCAACAUCAUCCGGUCGUGUCGCUGAACUUGGUCACACCAUUCGGGCUUCUGCCGUGGCCGCGGCCGCUGCCCAUAUGCACGACGAGGAGGAUGAAGAGUCCGUGAUGUCUAGAGUGGAGCAAGUAGCCGCCUUCGAAGCAGCUUCCAAGAUGGUUUCAUCAGCUCCCCGCUCUCCACCUCCCCCGCCACCGCCUCUCCUUACUAGCACCGCCUUGAUCGCCACAACCAAGACCGGUUCCUUUGCCGUGAAACCACUUGAGACGUCGGUUGACCUCGAUCUAGAUUCACGCAUAGAGAUGCUCAUUACUGGCCCAAAACCUGGCACCCACUCAAAACCGACAAGAUGUCCACUAUCUCAAUCCUCAAGACCUCCAGAGCUAAACAAAAGGCAAGACUUAUCAUUGCGCUCUGUCGGCGCCACAGACACAGGUAAACCUAUUAACAUUCCACCCGCUUUGUUGGCACAGAGGCAAACCAUAGUCGAAAAAAUAGCCGCCAACCGCGCCUCCGCUUUAAUCUCGCCUCUGAAGCCCUCUCAGCAAUCGAAACUAACCAUCAGACCGCAACCUCCGUUAUCUGCAGUUCAACCAGAAUCGAAAGAUGACGAACUCUAUGAUUUACUGGGAGUUUGAGCCAGUGCGGAAUAUGACGCAUACCGGCUCCAAAUGCAUCAGUGGAAACCACAUAUGGAGCGCACCAAACUGUACUUUCUUUUGUUUCUUUUUUCACUUUCAUCCUUGUCUCAAAUGUCACUUUUAGCUCAUCGACCUGUUGUAGAUAUGAACAAAUGACCUUGAGCACUCGAUUGCAAAUCCAAACUUCACUGCACUUCCUCCGGGUUGCUGCUGCACUCUAGUUUGACUCACGUUUUUUCUCUCAGUCGUUUACCCUUUACUGAGUUAUGUGGGUGUAUCGAAUCCCGCAAGUGGGGUGGAACGUAUUGAAUCCUUUAUCAAAUCAUAUUUAUUGUCUUUCAUACUCUGAAGCAUCCCAAACGAGAUUCCCGGAUCCAGGUACUUCACUUUUGUAGACCUCCACGAUUCCGAUGGUUAUACAUUUAUGUUCGGCAC